AUGCCUAGAGCAAGGAACCGAUUAACAACAAGGCCUAGACGAACAACUAGAUCAUCUCCACUAUCUCACACUAAUGUAACUGAGGGAAGAGCUACAAUAUAUCCAGCUGCUGGUUUAGAAUGCCAUAACGUGAGCCUAAUUCAAGAAUUUAAAGCACUGACUCCUCCAAUCUUGCGGGGUGAGCCUAAUUUUCUUGAAGCUAAGAAUUGGAUGAAAGAAAUAAAGAAAAUACUGGAUGUAAUGGCAGUGCCUGAGAAAAUGAGAGUUUCUUUAGCUUUCUUCAUGUUAAGGGCUGAAGCAGACAACUGGUGGGAUAUGAUCAAGACUACUCAGGAUGUAACUAAGAUGGUUUGGAUGCAAUUUGAGGAGCUUCUUUUAUCUAAUUACUUUCUAGAGGCCGUUAGAAGACAAAAAAGAGCUGAAUUUAUACACUUGGUUCUAAGGAACAUGACAGUGACUGAAUAUGCAGCAAAGUUUACACAACUAUCUAGAUAUGCUCCGAAUGUGGUUAUAGAUGAACAAAUGCGAGCUGAACAAUUCCAAGAGGGGUUGAGAUUGAACAUUAGAUCACAGGUUGCUCCCUUCAUGCUUCAUACUUACAGUGAGGUUGUGGCAAGGGCUUUUGUUAUAGAAAGGGAAAUAGAGGAAGCUCAAAGGUUGAGAAGCAGAAAUUCUAGGUUUGGUGAUUCAGAAAAACGGGAACAAGAUUCUAAGCGCCAGAAAGUGACUCAUCCCUAA
Molecule: messenger RNA, 738 nt
Organism: Vitis vinifera (wine grape)
Lineage: Eukaryota; Viridiplantae; Streptophyta; Magnoliopsida; Vitales; Vitaceae
Exons: 1
Coding region: 1-738 (245 amino acids)
Source: RefSeq, a predicted model, not a curated record